AGAUCGAAAUAAACAGCUUAUAACGCAGUAGUAUAUUUGUUUGUUGAUACGUAUAGCCUAUACAGUAUAAUCGAUGAAUGCACGCAUUUGAUGCUCGAGAUCUUAAGUACGGAAGGGUGCACGAAAGAACAAGAUCGAGAAUAGUGCUACGAUUACUGUAGGCGAGCUCUCGUGGCCUCUUCCAAAAUUAGAAAAGCUUGACCUGGCAGGUCGUCCACCACCCUGCCAUUUCCCUCCGUUUCGCGGCUCCGCCCUCUGCCUUCGUGCUCGGCACGUUCGAGCUUGGCGCCGCGUGUUCUUCUUCUUCUUCUUCGUGCCUCGCCAGCAGCCGUUUCGUUUUCGGUUUUCGCCGUUUCGUCAUUUCCUCCUCCACCAGACGCGCUCGAGCGGCCAAGAAAAUAACGGCCCAGGAGAUCGCCGCGUCAGGGAGCCGGAAUUAAACCGCCGUGCAUUUGGGCUUUCCAGGGCGCCUUGAGAAUCGGCGGCGGCAGAGGGAACAAUGACGACGGCGCGGCAGUGGUGGCGGCGCGCGGCGGCGGCGGCCAAGGACAGGAGGAGCCUGUGCCUGACGCGCGUGGCGCCGGCGACGACGAGGAGCGGCGCGGAGCUGGAGGCGGCGGUGAUCCGCGCGACGAGCCACGACGAGCGGUCCGUGGACGCCCGCGGCGCGGCGCGCGUCUUCGCGCUGGCCCGGGCCUCGCCGGGGACGACCCUGCGCCCGCUCAUGUGGGCCCUGGCCCGGCGGGCAGGCAGGACCCGGUGCUGGGCCGUGGCGCUCAAGUCCCUCAUGCUCGCCCACGGCCUGCUCCUCCGCUCCGACGAACUCGCCCCCGGCGCCGCCGCCCGCCUCGGCCGCGUCCCCUUCGACCUCGCCGACUUCCGCGCCCGCUCCUCCGGCUCCCCGGGCCUCUCCGCCUUCGUCCGCGCCUACUUCUGCUUCCUCGACACCCGCUCCCUCUUCGCCGCGCAAGAGCUCGACGCCGAAGCCGACGACGAGGACGCGCGCCUCGACCGGCUCUGGAAGCGGCAGCACUUACUCGAGCUGCUAAUGCAAAUCCGGCCCUACGGGGACGGCAUGGAGAAGCAGAGCCUGGUCCUGGAGGCCAUGGACUGCGUGGUGAUCGAGAUCUUCGAGGUGUACAGCCAAGUGUGCACGGGCAUCGCCCGGUUCUUGGUCGCCGUGCUCGGGUCGGCGCCGACGGCGCCGAGGCCGCGCCGGGGGGAGGACUUGGCGGCGGCGCGGCGGAGGCGGGGCGCGCAGGGGAUGCGGGUGCUGCGGAAGGCCGCGGAGCAGAGCAAGCAGCUGUCGGCAUACUUCGAGCUCUGCAGGGGCCUCGGCGUGCUCAACGCCGCCGAGUUCCCCGCCGUGGAGCGCGUCCCGGACGACGACAUCAGGGACCUCGAGAAGCUCAUCAUGAGCCACCACGCCGAGGAUGGUUGCAAGGUGGGAGACGACGAGGCGAAGGCGCUCGUCGCCGUAGAGGAGGAUGACAGCGGCGUGGCGUCGAAGACGGUGGUGACGAGAGAGUGGGUGGUGUUCGACGAUGGCGACGUCGACGGCGCCGGUGCCCGCGGGAGGCAGGGGCAUUUUGGUGAUUACGUGGACCCGUUCGUUGGAGCGCCGUGGGUGAGCGUGAAUUUGUUGGUUUAGAUGUUCGCUUGUUCAGGUUCUCGUGCAGAAGCGUUCGGACUGAUUCGUGCAGAAACGUAGUCAAUUUUAUUCUUGUCUGAUUGGCAUGUAUCGUGUUGCCCUACGGUGAGAAUUGAGUUCUUGUAAGUUGUAAAUACACUUUGUGUCUCCGAGAACAUUUCCAACGGCAUAGAGAGAAAAAAUAUGGGUUUCCAGAUUAGCUCUAA
This is a messenger RNA of Brachypodium distachyon (stiff brome), 1857 nucleotides long. RefSeq names its product putative clathrin assembly protein At1g25240. The record is from RefSeq and is a predicted model, not a curated record. Gene Ontology annotation, molecular function: SNARE binding; phosphatidylinositol-4,5-bisphosphate binding; clathrin heavy chain binding. The coding region runs from base 500 to 1651 and encodes 383 amino acids. Gene Ontology annotation, cellular component: clathrin-coated vesicle; clathrin-coated pit. Gene Ontology annotation, biological process: clathrin-dependent endocytosis; clathrin coat assembly; vesicle budding from membrane. The transcript has a single exon. Lineage: Eukaryota; Viridiplantae; Streptophyta; Magnoliopsida; Poales; Poaceae.